UCGCUAGAUCCCCGCCCCGCUUCGUUCCUGCGUUGUUUGGGGACAGUAGGAAGAUGGCGGCGGCCCCGCUGUACUGUGUCUGCCGGCAGCCGUACGAUGUGAGCCGGUUUAUGAUCGAAUGCGACAUCUGUAAGGACUGGUUUCAUGGCAGCUGCGUGCACGUGGAGGAGCAUCAUGCUGUGGAUAUCGACGUCUACCACUGUCCCAACUGUGAUGUCCAACACGGACCCUCCCUGAUGAAAAAACGCAACAACUGGCACCGGCAUGACUACACAGAGCAUGACAACGGAUCCAGACCAGUGCAAGCUGGGACGCCAGUCUUUGUUAAGCAGCUGCAGAGCAGGGCCUUUGCCAGCGCUGACGAAAUACUUAUUCGGAUGAAGGGCGAGCAGGUGACCCCCAGGUACCUGGAGAGGCAUGGCUUCAACUACCCCAUCAUGGUCACUGAGAUGGAAGGCUUGGGACUCAAACUACCGCCUCCCACGUUUGGUGUCAGAGACGUGGAGCAGUAUGUCGGUGGCGACAAGGCCAUCGAUGUGAUCGAUGUGGCUCGACAAGCCGACUGCAAGAUGAAGCUCAGCGAGUUCAUCAAGUAUUUUACCAAACCCCAUCGACCCAAAGUCCUCAACCUCAUCAGCCUGGAGUUUUCUGAUACCAAGAUGUCUGAGCUGGUGGUGGUCCCUGACGUAGCGCAGAAGAUGUCCUGGGUGGAGAACUACUGGCCAGAUGACUCCUUCUUUCCCAAACCAUUUGUCCAGAAGUACUGCCUGAUGGGAGUUAAGGACAGUUACACGGACUUCCACAUCGACUUCGGCGGCACCUCUGUGUGGUACCACGUUCUGUGGGGGGAGAAGAUCUUCUACCUUAUCAAGCCCACUGCCACCAACCUUGCACAGUACGAGGCCUGGAGCUCUUCACCCAAUCAAAGUGAAGUUUUCUUCGGAGACAAGGUGGACAAGUGUUACAAGUGUGUCGUGCCACAAGGAACCACCCUGCUCAUCCCCACAGGAUGGAUCCAUGGCGUGCUCACCUCUCAGGAUUGCAUGGCAUUUGGGGGAAACUUCCUCCACAACCUCAAUAUUGGCAUGCAGCUCAGGUGCUACGAGAUGGAGCGUCGUCUCAAAACCCCAGACCUCUUCAAGUUCCCCUACUUCGAGGCCAUCUGUUGGUAUGUGGCCAAGAACCUGCUGGAGAUGCUCAAAGAGCUCCGAGAAGACAACUGCCCCCCGCCCUUCUACCUGACGGAGGGAGUGAAGGCUCUCAUCAGUGCACUGAAGACCUGGCUCAAGCGAGAGGUGACCGGGCCGAGCAGCGAGGUUCCUGAUAACAUCCGGCCCAACCAUCUGAUCAAAGAGCUGACCAAGGAGAUACGCCACCUAGAGGAGGAGCCAGUCGGUGGGAGCAAACCCGUGAAACCUCAAGGAAGUGUCUGCGGCACCAACAGCUGCCCGACCACCCGCUCCACCAUCGAGCGCCUGUUCCAGGCCCGGCGUGCUCGGCGCGCUGCCAGGCGUCUGCGUGAGCAGCAGCGCCAUGCGCCCAAGGUUCCCACCAACCUGGACAUCCUGGAGCUGCACACCAGGGAGGUCCUGAAGAGGCUGGAGGUGGGCCCACUGGAGGAGGACCAGGCCUUCUGCUCCAAGGUCCACGGGAAGCUCAACAAGGCGUCGACUGCGUCGGCAGCUGCUGCCACCGAGUCGCUGGAGGAGAAUCAUCUGCGCCUCAUGCUGGUCAACGGAAGAAUCAUCCGGGACAUGAGGCGGCCAGCAGGGAGCCCCCUGAAAACAGACGCCGACCUGGACCCAGGUCUGCCGGUCAAGGUGGAGCGGCUGCCGCAGGACGCAGAGCAGAGCGGUGGCUACAAACCCGUGGUCCUCAGCGAGUCCCUCAGGAGGGUUGCUGGGCUCCAGUGUGGAGGCCUGGAGCGAGUCAAGGCUGAACUCAGGGAGGGAGGCUCGCCGCACUCGGCCGCGUCGGACCUGGACUCGGACGCUGAUGCUCACGCUCUGCGCAACACUUCGCUGUCAUCGUCCUCUUCAUCUUCGUCAUCAUCCUCCUCCUCCUCCUCCUCCUCCUCCUCGGAUGAGGACUCCCAGAGCUCCCCGGAGGACGACGGCGCCAGGACGCAGCAGAACGGCUCAGGACACACCAUCCAGCUGCACCCGUCAGACCAGCACCUCAGGCACCAACACAAACCACUCAAGCGAGAACGUCCUACCUCACCCAGCACCGAAGACGCCAUUCAGGGGAUGCUGUCCAUGGCCGGCCUGCUCUGUCCCUCCAAGCCUGAGAAAGUGGGCCCGUCUCCGGAGCCCUGGUGGUCCAGCCCCAGCCACGGCUCUCCGCCGGAGGACGCCAGGAAGGCGCAGCUGCAGCGCCGCCUACAGGGGGAGUCCUACAGCCCCGUGGACAGUCAGGGCAACAGCAACGAGGCCUGGGACAGCCAGGGGCUCCAUAGCCCCCUGGGGCUGGACCACGGUGCCGUGCCGGACUCGGACUACCAGUACUGUGACCCCUCCAUGUCCCCACCGCUGCACCCGUCCAAGAGGCACGCACCGAACCCUCCGCCCGUCAGCAACCAGGCCACUAAAGGCAAACGGCCCAAAAAAGGAAUGGCCACGGCCAAACAGAGGCUGGGGAAGAUCCUGAAGCUCAACAGGCACAGCCGGGUCUUCGUGUGAGCCCAGGCCUGGAGAGGGGCGUGGCCACACCCGGGAGACAGGGUAUCCAGCUCCAAGCACAGACGCCACCAGGAAGUGUUACACUCUCUCCCCAGUCCCCACCCCUGCACUGACCUCUGACCCCUGCAGACGACGGCCAGGACGAAGACAGCUCUUUCAAAAUGGUGCUUAUUGUUCAUACCUGACCCCCCACCCCACCAUACCCCCAGCCCCUCCAUCCCACCAGCAAUAAAGGAUGAACUCAGUGCUGCCUCCUGCAGGUCGCCAGGGGAACCAGGAGUCCAAAAAUGAUCUAAGAACAGUAACGGCAUGACGUUUCUUAAUUUAUUACUUUAUUCUGUGAUUUUUUUUUUCCCUCAUGUUUCUCAAUGACGUAUUUAUUAAUUGAAAGAGAAUGAUUUUUAUUAUAUUUUGGCCCAGAAGUGGACUGGUUCUGAGCGUGUUUCUUCUUUUGUAUCUGCUGAGUCUGGCGGAUCUUUCCUCUCCUCUGUUGUAGCAGUUACUUCUGCGGCUUUUCUAAACCCACCUGAGGUCAGCGCCGCUCCUCCAGUAUUCUGAGCCACUGUGGUCGACCCAAAGUUCCGCCCUUCCAGGAGCUUUUCCGACUGGAAGAGUGAGGCCUGUUUUCCUACUUCGGUGUGAGGCGCGUGUGCGCAGCUCUUCGCUCUCAGGGAAUGAUGCCAUGGACUUCACCGAACCACCAGCCACGUCUCACCCCGGUCCAUCAGCUGUAGAUCUAGAGACCAUCUGUUUUAGCGAGUCACUCAAGCCACGUCACUUUCUUCCUUUGAUUUCCAACCUUGUGGGACUUGUUUGAAAAACAACAAAAAAAAAAAAAGCUUUGCUCAGGUUGACUCUAAGGGCACAUGACUCCAGGUGUGAUGGAAACAUGCUGGCGGGGCUUGUUCCUCACGUUUUCCAGGAUUUUUUAACUUUAUCUUUGCGUUUCUGUGCGUUGGUUUCCCUCGAUGUUUAGUUCUCCAUAUUUAAAUUGCUUGAUUUAAAAGAACACUGGCGUACUGUGACACUGUUGAUGCAUUUUGACUACAUUUCAGAAACUUGCUUGUAAAUAAAACAAAUGGAAAUAGUCGCCGCUUUUCUUCAGCUGACCUGACAGGAACACGCCAGGUCGCCAAGUCGCUGGAGGAAGGCAGGAGUUUUUGUUUUAGAACGUGGAGCUUCAGGCCUGAGCAGAAGGAUGAGUGGGAUGUUUGGAAACCAAAUCUCUGAAGCUGCAUGAAGGUCCUGGGUUUGGCUGAACCUUGGUCCUUGUGCGUGACAAGUUCUGAGCUUGGAUUCCUCAGGGCGCUCUGGUUUCCUCCCACAGAACAAGUUCUGAGCUUGCUUUCCUCUGUGUGCACUGGUUUCCUCCCACAGAACAAGUUCUGAGCUUGCUUUCCUCUGGGUGCUCUGGUUUCCUCCCACAAUACAGAGGGUAAGUGGUGACUCCAAACUGAGCUCAGAUUUGGUCAAAACUUGGCUUUGCCACACCAAAGAACUACACCGACAGAUGAACAUCCACUGUUUAUUAACUUAUGUACAAUAACGUCCAGAGUGAGGUCCAGCAGCUGCCGACCUGCAACAGAGAACUGCAGUGACUGAGGAACCCUGAGCACAGAGACGCAG
Molecule: messenger RNA, 4307 nt
Organism: Synchiropus splendidus (mandarinfish)
Lineage: Eukaryota; Metazoa; Chordata; Actinopteri; Syngnathiformes; Callionymidae
Gene: kdm7aa
Product: lysine (K)-specific demethylase 7Aa
Exons: 17
Coding region: 54-2681 (875 amino acids)
Biological process (GO): regulation of transcription by RNA polymerase II; protein demethylation
Molecular function (GO): transcription coregulator activity; histone demethylase activity
Source: RefSeq, a predicted model, not a curated record